CCUUUCACUUCCCGCAGCCACCUCGCCAGUACCCGAGACAUGCAAACGCCCAAGCGCCAAGACCCUAGCAUUCACUCCAUGACAUGUCCGCACCUCGUUGUUUGCCAGAUAGUAUAAACUUCUACCCACCUUCUCUCCCUUCAGACAGACGCCGUCAACUCUGCAACUCCUCCAGCACGACCGAACCCUGGCCCUCAGCAUGGCACGUGAACCCUUCGACUGGGAGCAGCGCGCCCUUGGCUACUACAAUCGCGUCCACGACUGGCUUACCAACACGCGCAUCGAAUACUGGUUCACGGACCCAUAUGGACAGUUCGUUACCAUCUGCAGCGUCCUCAUCCUAGCCUGCCUCGUUAGCGCCUUCAGCUUGGGCCUGAUGCGCGACGUCAAGCACCUCUGGACACGCAUCACCAGCAAGAAGCCCCACGCGAUCGUUGAGGAUAUCGCGCAAACGGAGAUGGCGGACUCCACCACUCCAUUCCAAACACCCUUCCAGCCUGCACCCAGUACGCCACAUCCGCACCAUUUCUCCUCGCCCUCCGCUCCCGCGACCACAAACCUCGACGUCUCCACCAUCCAUGUCCACCAACACCGCACAGGCCGCGUCUCCACCCCCGGCUACCAGACCCCCUUCGCGGACGCCUUCGCCAACCGCGACUUCUCUGUCCUUCAGAAAUAUGCACCGGAGACGUACGCAGUGUUGCAGGAAAAGGGGUUGCUGAACAAGGAUGGCACGCCGACGAAGAAAUUGCAGGAGAACAAGAAGUUCCACUGGGGAAAGGUGAAGGAUGAGAAUGAGCAUGAGGCGGAAAGAGCGAAGGUGACGGUCGAGGAGUUAGUCAUGGAUGAGGAGAAGCGGGUGAGGAUGCGGAAGGCGGCGCUGGAUAGGAUGAAGCACGAGGUAGAUGCUGAGUAGGAGGCAGCGUGUGGGAAGGGUUUGUGAUGCCACGGCGUCUUGCGAUAGUUUGGGACGUUACAUUGGUCUUUGGCAUCAUCGGUGGCCUUUGGUGGAUCUCGCAACAGACGACUCCAAUGCUAUGAAUGCUGAUACUUGGCCUGUUGCUUCCCCUUUCGGUUUCUCUUACAGCCUCAGAGGCUUUUUCGGU
This is a messenger RNA of Trematosphaeria pertusa, 1106 nucleotides long. RefSeq lists its product as uncharacterized. The transcript has a single exon. Lineage: Eukaryota; Fungi; Ascomycota; Dothideomycetes; Pleosporales; Trematosphaeriaceae. The record is from RefSeq and is a predicted model, not a curated record. The coding region runs from base 200 to 916 and encodes 238 amino acids.